Momordica charantia (bitter melon) is the source of this 618-nucleotide messenger RNA. Lineage: Eukaryota; Viridiplantae; Streptophyta; Magnoliopsida; Cucurbitales; Cucurbitaceae. The record is from RefSeq and is a predicted model, not a curated record.
AUGAAAGUACAAGCAUUGGCGGACUUCCUAGCAAAUCAUCCGGCCCCAUCAGAUUGGAAAUUGUGCAAAGACUUGCAUGAUGAAAAAGUAUUCUAUGUUGAAAUUAAGGAACCCUGGACCAUAUACUUUGAUGGUGCACCACGAAGAGAUGGAGCUGGGGCAGGUGUUGUCGUUUCACCUGAGAAACAUAUGUUACCCUAUAGCUUCACACUUGGUGAAUUAUGUUCAAACAACACUGCUGAAUAUCAAGCGCUCAUCAUAGGACUUCAAAUUUUCAUAAAAAUCGGAAUAACAUACAUUGAGAUCUACGGCGAUUCGAAGUUGAUAAUCAACCAACUUCUGCUGGAGUAUGAUGUGAAGUACGAAGACCUUAAACCUUACUUCGUUUAUGCGAGACGACUGUUGGAGAGGUUCGAUGGAGUAUCACUAGAGCAUGUUCCUCGUUCGGAGAACAAAAAGGCAGAUGCCCUAGCAAAUUUGGCUACUGCUCUUACAAUUUUAGAAGAUGAGACGUUGCAGAUUUCACUCUGCCAAAAAUGGAUCACCUCAUUAAUCGAAAGUGAGCAUCAAGAAGCAAAUGCUAUAUCAGUUUGCAUCAUUGAAGAAGAAGAUUGGUGA